Molecule: messenger RNA, 3078 nt
Organism: Capra hircus (goat)
Lineage: Eukaryota; Metazoa; Chordata; Mammalia; Artiodactyla; Bovidae
Gene: CDH12
Product: cadherin 12
Exons: 11
Coding region: 1-2223 (740 amino acids)
Biological process (GO): homophilic cell-cell adhesion; multicellular organism development; cell-cell junction assembly
Cellular component (GO): adherens junction; catenin complex; plasma membrane
Molecular function (GO): cadherin binding; calcium ion binding
Source: RefSeq, a predicted model, not a curated record
AUGACAGCUAUAAUCUUGAUCCAGGUGGUAUGCAGGGCAUCAGACAGUAUAGCCAAUUUCUAUAAACCGCUCCAUUCUGACUUAGAUAAAGGAGAGGGCACUGUAAAAUACACCCUCUCGGGAGAUGGCGCUGGCACCGUUUUUACCAUUGAUGAAACUACAGGGGACAUUCAUGCCAUAAGGAGCCUGGAUAGAGAGGAAAAACCUUUCUAUACACUACGUGCUCAGGCUGUGGACAUAGAAACCAGGAAGCCCCUGGAGCCUGAAUCAGAAUUCAUCAUCAAAGUGCAGGAUAUUAAUGAUAAUGAGCCGAAGUUUUUGGACGGACCUUACAUUGCUAGUGUUCCAGAAAUGUCUCCUGUGGGUGCGUAUGUUCUCCAAGUCAAGGCCACGGAUGCUGAUGACCCAACCUAUGGAAACAGUGCCAGAGUCGUUUACAGCAUUCUUCAGGGACAACCUUAUUUCUCUAUUGAUCCCAAGACAGGUGUUAUUAGAACAGCUUUGCCAAACAUGGACAGGGAAGUCAAAGAACAAUACCAAGUCCUCAUCCAAGCCAAGGAUAUGGGUGGACAGCUGGGAGGGCUAGCUGGAACAACAAUAGUCAACAUCACCCUCACAGAUGUCAAUGACAAUCCACCUCGAUUCCCCAAAAGCAUUUUCCACCUGAAAGUUCCUGAGUCUUCUCCUGUUGGCUCAGCUAUUGGAAGAAUAAAAGCUGUGGAUCCUGAUUUUGGACAAAAUGCAGAAAUUGAAUACAAUAUUGUUCCAGGAGAUGGAGGAAAUUUGUUUGACAUCGUCACAGAUGAGGACACACAAGAAGGAGUUAUCAAAUUGAAAAAGCCAUUAGAUUUUGAAACAAAGAAAGCUUACACUUUUAAAGUAGAGGCCUCCAACGUUCACCUGGACCACCGGUUUCACUCCGCGGGCCCUUUCAAGGACACGGCCACGGUGAAGAUCAGCGUGCUGGACGUGGAUGAGCCGCCGGUGUUCAGCAAGCCGCUCUACACCAUGGAGGUUUAUGAAGACACUCCCGUAGGGACCAUCAUUGGUGCUGUCACAGCACAAGACCUGGACGUGGGCAGCAGUGCCGUUAGGUACCUCAUAGAUUGGAAGAGUGAUGGGGACAGCUACUUUACAAUAGAUGCGACUGAAGGAACCAUCGCCACUAAUGAAUUACUAGACAGAGAAAGCACCGCGCAGUAUAAUUUCUCCAUAAUUGCGAGUAAAGUUAGUAACCCAUUGUUAACCAGCAGAGUCAACAUAUUAAUUAAUGUCCUAGAUGUCAAUGAAUUUCCUCCAGAAAUAUCUGUGCCAUAUGAGACAGCUGUGUGUGAAAAUGCCAAACCAGGACAGAUAAUUCAGAUAGUCAGUGCUGCAGACCGAGAUCUUUCACCUGCUGGACAGCAGUUCUCCUUUAAAUUAUCACCUGAAGCUGCCAUCAAACCAAAUUUUACAGUUCGUGACUUCAGAAACAACACAGCUGGAAUUGAAACCCGAAGAAAUGGAUACAGCCGUAGGCAGCAAGAGUUGUAUUUCCUCCCUGUAGUAAUAGAAGACAGCAGUUAUCCUGUUCAGAGCAGCACCAACACAAUGACUAUUCGAGUUUGUCGAUGUGACUCUGAUGGUACCAUCCUGUCUUGUAACGUGGAAGCUAUUUUUCUACCUGUAGGACUCAGCACUGGGGCUUUGAUUGCAAUCCUUCUGUGCAUUGUUAUCCUCUUGGCCAUAGUUGUGCUGUAUGUAGCUCUGAGAAGGCAAAAGAAGAAAGACACCUUGAUGACCUCUAAGGAAGACAUCAGAGACAACGUUAUCCAUUAUGAUGAUGAAGGAGGUGGGGAGGAGGACACCCAGGCUUUCGACAUUGGUGCUCUGAGAAACCCGAAAGUGAUUGAAGAUAACAAAAUUCGCAGGGAUAUCAAACCAGAUUCUCUCUGUUUACCUCGUCAGAGACCACCAGUGGAAGAUAACACAGACAUAAGGGAUUUCAUUAAUCAAAGGCUACAAGAAAAUGAUGUGGACCCCACUGCCCCACCGUAUGAUUCAUUGGCAACAUAUGCCUAUGAAGGCAACGGAUCAGUAGCCGACUCUCUUAGCUCCAUAGAGUCUCUGACCACGGAGGCAGACCAGGACUACAACUACCUGACAGAUUGGGGACCCCGCUUUAAAGUCUUGGCAGACAUGUUUGGAGAAGAAGAGAGUUAUAACCCUGAUAAAGUCACUUAGAGGAGAGGCAAAGGUUAAAACACAGCCAACAGAAAAAAUUUAAGGGAAAGGAACAUAAAUAGAAAUCACAUGCGUGCACAUGCACGCACACACACACGCACACACACACACACACACGGCUUUCUAGGACAAGAUUCCUUUGAUUAUCUGGUUUCUAGCAAGUUGCUAUAUUUAUCAUACUGUCAGUUUUGGUUUAUUCUGCCAACACAAGAUAAAUCCUCUAGUGUGUACUUGCUUGGUUUUGUUUUGUUCUUUUGGAAACACACUGAGACAAGCUCAGGCCUAUUCAAUACAAUUUACUGACGUGACAACCUAGAACGAAGAUAGCUAUGUGGCAUCACGGUGGAAGAGUGUUAGAUUUUUCUUAAUUCCACUAAAGUGCCUACUGAAACUCUUAUCAUUUAAAGCGGUGUAGAGUACUCUCUGCUGUGAUGGCAUUGCAGGAUUCAGACAUAGAGGACAUAAAACAAAGACACUGUCUUUAUGUCAAGGAGCAAUAGCAACAUGCCGACUUCUCAUUCCUUUUAAGGAAAGAAGAAGAAAACUUUCUGAACUCCAUCUUCUUAUAAUUAAACUGCUCUUUUUUCUUUUUUUAAAUGUAUGCCAAUAUAUAUUUGUUUUUUCCUGCCCUUUCAGAAAAUUGAAAUAAAUACAAUAAUAACAAAGUCAAUAUGUAAGUCCCAAAUUUUAAAGGCAAUGUUUGAUCUUAAUAUUAGUUCCUAUUAAAAGUGUUCAUGAAAAUGUUAAUUGUUUUCCAAAGAAAUAAAAUUUUUAAAAGAAAAAAAAAACUCUUUAUAAAAGAAGCCUCAGGCUGAAAUUCAGAUGAAAAUAAAUAUUGGUUUUGUUUUAAUAUUG